UAAUCACAGCUACAUAAAAAACUCAAAAUCUAAAAUGUUUCAUAAAUAACCACACGCUAACAGACACCGAUCUUUCUCUCACUAAAACCCUCAAUUUCUUCUCUCUCUACACUCACACACCCACCAAAUCACUCCCCCAAAUUUGUGUUUCCAGUUCCACCAUGUUUCGCCACUGAAUUCGAGUUUCUUGAUCCGUUUUUCAGGGUUUGUGAGGAUGAAAUUGAGAUCAAAUAGGGUUUUCAAAAGGGAAAAACCCAAAAUUAAUUUAUGUAUCAAGAAUAUCAAGAAUCAAAGUUUUUCGGAAAGGCAGUUAUCGUUGCGCUCUAGUAAAUCAAUUUGUCGUAAAAGGGGAGCAAAUGGGGGUGAAAUUGAGCCAUGUGUUGAUGAUUGUGAUGAAAAUCUUGAAUUGGGUACGAAAGAAGCGGUAAAUAGUGACGAUAAAGGGUUGUUUUUGGGAUCGGAGGUUUUGGAUCCCGUGGAAGAUUUAGUUGUUUCCUGUCCGAAAGAAGAAACCGAGGAGGGAGAAGGAAACGAAUCAGUGUCUACGGGUGUCGGUUUUAAGGAAGAGAUAAAAUCGCCACAUGUAGUAGACUGUGAAAAUGGGUCUAAAAGUUUGGAAUCAGAAACAUUUGUUGAUGAUAUAACGAUUGUUAAUGGUGACGAUGAUACUGGAAAUGUUGAUCGUCUAGGUGAAUGUAAAGAAAUGAAGAAAGGUAAACGUGGUAGGAAAAAGAAAAACGUUAGAAAGUUAAAGAACAUCGAAAGUAACCGAGAAAAGAUUGAUGUUGUUACUGGCGUAAAUGGUUAUGACGACGCCGACGAUGAAUGUACGCUUAUGACCCUGAAACGUAAGGGGGGGAAGAAAAGGGAAAAUGUGGAGGCUUUGGGUGCUUUCGUGACUGCUGAUGGUGGAUUCAGGGCGGUGGUUCUUGGUCUAAAACAUUCGGAUGAUAUACCAAACCCGAUGCUAAAACGUCUCGGAAUGCCUCCUUCUAAGGUGCUUACAGAAGGCGAAAACACGAGACCGAAAAAGAAAUUAAAGAAGAGUGGAAAACGUUGUAAACUUCAGGGUAUGACUAGCGGUAACGCUGCGGCGGUUCUUAGUUUAGAACAAUCAGAUGAUAUUUCAAACAAGACGUUAAAGCGGCGUGGAAGGCCUCGUAAGGUGCUUACAGACGGUGAAAACAUGAGACCAAAAAAGAAACUAAAGAGGCGUGAAAUUACAUCUUUACCCUUGAAUGAGAUACCAGGAAAGAAAGUAGAACGACGUGGAAGACCGCGUAAGGUUCCACUCGAGAUUCCAGCUGGACCCAUGAACUCACGUGGAAUAGAACGUAAGUUAUACGGUGAAGGUACUACUUUUAAGAAAUUCAAAGGUCGUGGAAGACCUUCGAAAAUGGAAGCACGAACUUUAGCUACAAACGUGAUUAAAAUGAGAACAGUGAAACUCAUGUCAGUGAAAAAACGGCCCACAAUUUGUAAAAAAGAGAAAUCUGAAGAAAAUAGUGAACAAAUUCUUAACGCGGGAAAAGGGAUUAUUGGCGGAAAAAGAAGGGAAAUGCAGCAGUUAGUACGAGAUAAAAUAUCGGAAAUACUUUUGAAAUGCGGGUGGACGAUCGAUCGUAGACAAAGGCAAGAAAAAGCAUACAAGGAUGCAGUGUAUAUCGAACCUAACGGGAAGAGAUCAUACUGGUCAAUAACGGGAGCUUACGCUAGAUUAAAAACGAAAAUUGAAAAUGGUCGUGCUGACGAUAACGAAGUGUCUGCAUUUACGCCAAUACCUGAAGAAGAAAUCAGUAUACUUUUUAGAUACCCUCGUAAAGAGAGGAAAAAAUAUGAGAAAAAAAAGAACAAAGUCUUGAAGAAUGUAAAGAAGGGUAAAAUUGUCACCGACAAAAAGAAGAAGCAUGGUAAGAAGAAGUCAAAGGACGGGUCAAAGAGGAAAAUAAUAUUCAAGCCACGUGGUUUUGAAAACGGGUCGAAACAAGAUAAUGAGGGCGUAUUGGUAAUUAAGAAGCGGAAUCUUUUAUCGUGGAUGAUUGAUUCAGGUGUUAUUUCGGCUGGAACGAAGGUUCAAUACGGGAAAACUAGAAGACAAAAGAGGUCUUCUGAGGGUGUUAUUACUGGUGACGGGAUUUGUUGCGGUUGUUGUAACGAAACUAUGGGAAUAACGAAAUUUGUAGGUCAUUGUGGAGGGAGAUUUGGUUCGGUUUUUGAUAAUUUAUAUUUGGAAUCGGGCGCGUGUCUUAGAAAUUGUUUGGUGGAUUCAUGGAGGAAAGAAGAGGAAUCGGAUAUUAAUAGAUUAAACGUUGUUGAUAUUCGAGGAGAUGACCCGAAUGAUGAUACGUGUAAUAUUUGUGGAGAUGGGGGGAACUUGAUAUGUUGCGAUGGAUGCCCUUCGACUUUUCAUCAGAGCUGCCUUGACGUCGAAAAUUUUCCUUCGGGGGAUUGGAACUGCAUAUACUGCACGUGUAAAUUUUGUGGAGUGGUUUCCGUUUCUACCCCUCAAACUGAAGACUCUCAUGAUGAAGUUACCUCACAAAUGCUUUCAUGCUAUUUAUGUGAGGAAAAAUUCCACCAAUUGUGCGUACAAGAGGGCGAAGAUGUAAAUAAAGAUUUAAAUGGACUACCUUUUUGUGGAAGGAAAUGUCAGGAGCUCUUUGAGCGAUUACAGACGUAUCUUGGGGUGAAACAUGAACUCGAAGACGGAUUUUCAUGGACUCUACUUCAACGUUCCGGUAUUGACCAAGAUCUUAAUGUUCUCGACACUCAAUUAAGAGUUGAACACAAUUCCAAAUUGGCUGUUGCAUUCUCUGUAAUGGAUGAAUGUUUCAUUCCAAUUGUUGAUGAGAGAAGCGGGACCAACAUCAUCCGUAAUGUUGUAUAUAACUGUGGGUCCAACUUCAGGCGGCUGAAUUAUGCCGGCUUCUUAACAGCAGUUUUGGAAAAGGAUGAUGAAUUUAUCACAGCAGCAUCAAUACGGAUUCACGGUUAUCGGCUAGCAGAAAUGCCUUUUAUUGGUACUCGCCACAUUUAUAGACGUCAAGGAAUGUGUCGCCGGCUUUUGGAUGCAAUUGAAUCCACUCUUUCGUCUCUUGGUGUGGAAGAGCUAAUAAUUCCCGCCAUCCCCGCACUUCUGCAAACGUGGACCGAUGUGUUCGGUUUCAUGUCCCUUGACGAUACAAAGAAGCAAGCGAUGAAAUGCAUGAGCAUGAUGGUGUUUCCCGGUAUCGAAAUGCUUAAAAAACCUCUUUGCGAAAACCAGUCCGAUGACGUGAAUCAUGCUCCGUCUGCAGGGGUCGGGAAAGCGGUUAUCGAUCAUGAAGAAAAGGAAGAAACGAUUUUGUUAACAGAUGGUUGCAGCAGGCCGAAGCCAAAUGACGAAAAUAACCCUCAAGUUGAAACUACAUCAUCAAAUGCAACAGAUUGUAAGCAAACAUCUGUUGAUACAACUGGCGUUGGGAAAGAUAUUAUCCAUUGUCAACAAGCGGGAAAAGAAACCGUUCUAAUGGAUUGCAGCAGUCCGGAACCGGAUCUUGAAAAUGAUAAAUUAGCGAUUUCCCAUGGCGUUAACGGCCUUUGUGACUUGAAUCUUCCAGUAAAGGAUGUUCUUCCAUGUGAUAUAGACGGUCAAACUUCUGUUGACUCCGAGUCGUUUCCAGAUUGUGCUAUUGACCCGAGUUCUUUCGAGUCCGUGAUUUGUGAGAAUCGCGGAUCGUCAGAAUUGAAGUUAGAUGUUGAGGAGGAUGGUGUUCCUGUGGUCAAUGUCGAACCGUCUCUGUUGACUUCUAAAUUGGUUGUGAAAAACACGUUUGACUUGAAUCUGCAGCCUGCUGCAGUGGAGACUGAUGUGCAUAUUGUUAGUGAUGAUUCUGUCCACUGUGAAUCUCAAGCUUCCGUAAAGUCAUUCGAGAUAGUUGACCAGAGUGCUGGAGGUCAAACCGAUUCCAAAACCUCUGAAAGUCAACCUCUUGUCAUACGUUGACUCCAUUCCGCGAACCACAGGUAGGUUUACGGCAGUUAGAUUGACUUCAGUACUGGAUGAAAAGAUAUAAACGGUUGCAUGUUAACAUUAAUAAUCAACCACUGCCUUUCAGAUGCUUUAGACUGGCAGCUUUUUGUAGAUUUUGUUUUUGUAAAUUAAUUUUUAUUUCUAGGAUUUUUUUUUUUUAUUUUGUAAAAUUAGCGUAUGAGUUGCACAAAAUGGUUUCCAGAAUCCGGCAUAGUUUUGGAAUCCAUGAUGAUGCUAAUAUAUGAAAUACAGAGGCUGACCAUAAGGAUCUUCAUCUUAAGUAUGAUUAUGGAGAUUUUAGCUGGGAGCAACUUGCGGAAUUGUUCGUGAUGCUGACAGUUGUGUAUUCUAGAUUAGUUUGUAUGAACAUCAUAAAAAGCUUGCCCUUUUAUAAAUUUGCUUGGUUGUUCUAAAACAUUAUGGUAAUGUAGUUGUUAGUUCUCUUGAUGAUGUUCUUGUGACUUCUGUUCACAUAUGCUUACAUUGGACAUAAAUCUUUUGAUGUU
This is a messenger RNA of Helianthus annuus (common sunflower), 4518 nucleotides long. RefSeq lists its product as uncharacterized. The record is from RefSeq and is a predicted model, not a curated record. Bases 215 to 3985 code for a protein of 1256 amino acids. The transcript has 11 exons. NCBI's taxonomy places the organism in Eukaryota, Viridiplantae, Streptophyta, Magnoliopsida, Asterales, Asteraceae. Gene Ontology annotation, molecular function: transcription corepressor activity. Gene Ontology annotation, biological process: negative regulation of DNA-templated transcription.